Raphanus sativus (radish) is the source of this 927-nucleotide messenger RNA. RefSeq names its product transcription factor PRE5. The transcript has 2 exons. Bases 543 to 821 code for a protein of 92 amino acids. Lineage: Eukaryota; Viridiplantae; Streptophyta; Magnoliopsida; Brassicales; Brassicaceae. Gene Ontology annotation, molecular function: protein dimerization activity. Gene Ontology annotation, biological process: regulation of growth; regulation of DNA-templated transcription. The record is from RefSeq and is a predicted model, not a curated record.
AUGGUACAAGUCGGUAAAAAAAAUAAUUAGUGAUCUUAAUAUUACAUAUAUUUUUCACAUCUACCCUCUAGGUGACUAUAUAUACACGAGAUAAAAGUUUUCUAAAUUAUUUUAAACGAUAUCGGUUAGAGGUUAUCAAAUCUAUUUCUCUCAUAUACAUCAUUGUCUAGGUUUAUUUCUCUCUUCUCUCUCAUCCCCUUUCCUGUGGUCCUCGGCCUAUUUAAGUCCCUCUUAUCACUUUCUCAGUUUCUUUAUAUCUCCAAGUGUCUUUACACAAUACUUCCUUACAUUUCAUUUUUGUUAUCUUUCUGCUUCCACACCUUCAACAAAAUAUAAAACUCAUGGAAUAAACAUAAACCCUCAAGAUCUACUGGCUAUAUAGACUCCCAUUUUUUUUUCACAAACUUAACUCGCUUAUUAAGUAUUAUAGCCUUUUUGUCUCUCGUACUCCUCCAGAGAAAGAGAGAAAGUACACAGCUUAAGUUUCACUUUCUUGCGACAUAGUAGUGUUACAACUAAGCAACAAGUAAAAUCCUACAAAAAUGUCUAACAGAAGAUCAAGACAAUCUUCAAGUACUCUGAGGAUCUCCGAUGACCAGAUGAUCGACCUAGUAAGUAAGCUCCGUCUUCUUUUGCCUGAGAUUCGUGAACGGCGCCGUUCUGAUAAGGUGUCAGCAUCGAAGGUACUACAAGAAACAUGCAACUACAUAAGAAAGCUGCAUAGAGAAGUUGACAAUCUCAGUGACCGUUUGUCCCAGCUGCUCGACUCGGUUGAUGAAGAUAGUCAAGAAGCUGCCGUCAUUAGAAGCUUACUUAUGUAACCUUCCAAUAUAAUGAUUUAUUACAAUUUAAUAUUAUUUAUAUUAAGUUAUACUGUAAUAUGUCGAUCGUCCUUAAUAUAUUAUCAAGAGACGUGUUUUUAAUGAG